CACCUUACAAUCACCUCUGUAGGACGUCCAACCACGUCCAAGAUAGCCGACAUAGAGUUGGCAGACGUAUGAUACUUCUUAGCCUUUGACCCGCGAAGACAGAAACAACCCGCUAGGAGAUGUGGGCCGCGAAGCUUCCAGAGGUUAUCACCCAGCGAAACCUCGCCGUCUCCUCCACCACCACUGCGGCUGCUGAGCUCGAUAUCGGGAAUGAUCCCGUAGCCAUUCGCUCUCGUUCGCCCUUGGACAAGGCCCACAACGACUUCUGGGGCCUCCCCUCCAACCCCCUCUCCAUCUACCACACGGGGCCCGCCUGGCCGCUGCCUACCGGCCCCCGGGCCCAGCGUGUCCCCAAGGAGGCUAGACCUGUCUGCACCCACACGAUCGUACCCGUGUGGCACCAACUAGGCGAACGGAUCUACAAGUACUUUGAUUCUCGUGAGCUUAAAUGGACGAGUAUUGACCCCGUCCGCUUUGCUGAAGCUGAAAAGGAACCCGGUCCCCUUUUCCUCUGGGUGGGCGUCAUGCCCGGGACUCUCUCCCCCAAUGACGCCGAGGACGCGGCCGUGCGUUGCAAGGAGAUUCUCUUGGAGUAUGAAAUCAUCGACGUCGAAAUCGCGUUCCGCGAGUCCAUCUUCACCCGGUUCGCCGGACCACAGCUCCUCGACCACGUCCCCUUCGUUGACCCAAUAGCCGACGUACGCGGUCCAUUCACUCCGGCACUCGGUCUCCAGAUCGCUGCCAAGGCCUUCCCUUACUUCGAAGGGACCGGCUGUCUCUAUCUCUGCGAAGGCGGCGGGAGCGAUCGGGUCUUCCUCCUUACCGCCCGCCAUGUUGCUCUCCCGCCCAGCCAGUAUCCUAACGAGCUCUACAACUGCAAGAACAACAGCAUGCCUCGUCGCGAGAUCAUCCACCUCGGUAACAGGGCUUUCCAGAACGCUCUCGAGACCAUCAUGGACAAGAUUGGCCACGAGGAUAUCAUGAUCGACAGCUACAAGGACGAGCUUGAGGGUCUGGGAGAGGCCGUCGAGGGCGAGGACGCUAAGACAACCACUAGCCGGAAGGAGUUUGAGGACAGGUUGGCAAAGGCGGAGGCGUCGAAGGCGAGCGGGUACGAGUUCUACGGUAACGUCACUAAGUUCUGGAGCGCAGAGAGCCAGCGCAUCCUGGGACAUGUCCUCUAUGCCCCUCCCAUUUCUGUUGGUACUGGCGACAAACAAUUUACGGAAGACUGGGCUCUCGUUGAGCUCGACCGCAGGAAGUUCAACUGGAACGUUUUCCGGAGCAACGUCAUUCAUCUCGGAACCAAACUUACGGCCGGCCAAUUCAUGAAGAAGAUGUAUCCUCACGCUGAGACCCGUGCCGAUUUCAAGUAUCCGCGUGGCGGCCUCAUGCAGCUUCGAGACUUCGUCAAAGAUGGCGAGCUGCGCCACCCAACCAUGCUCGACGCAAAUGGAGAACACUGUUUUAUCGUCGUUAAGAACGGUGCCACCACCGCUGUUACCCUCGGUCGUGCGACCGGCAUCGAAUCGUUCGUUCGUGAAUACAAGGAUUACGCCAUUCACUCGACAUCUAUGGAGAUCGCUGUCUACUCCUACAGUCACAAGGAUGGCGCUUUCUCCGCCUCCGGGGACUCUGGGUCUGUCGUCGGUGACGCCAACAGUCGCAUCGUCGGCAUGCUCACCGGCGGUGCCGGCUGGAACAACUCUACUGACGUUACCUAUGUGUCGCCAUACUACUUCCUCGAUGAGCGUAUCAAGAAGGCCUUCCCCAAUUCCUACCUCUACCCGAUCCCCGACCUUACCCCGGUCUAGUCGCGACAUCGAUACACGACGACACCGGGGACGCUGGCGAGGCGGUCUCGUCCCUUUUCUUCUAGCUUCUACCUAUGUGACUUCUUCUCCUUCCGUCGCACCCUUCUCUUUCUGUCUUGCUCCUUAUCUAUGGUUCGCUGUCAGUGUCGACGGGUGCUUGACUGGCGAACUGCUGUUUAGGCCCUGGAUAGUGACCCGUUGUUCAGGCUAGACCCUGGCGUAGUGGAUUGGAUUCAUUGUCGAGGUUCGUUUUUCGUAUAACUAACGGCCUAGACUGGUAGGCUUGUCGUCUAGUUCGUCUCGUUUCUU
This is a messenger RNA of Cantharellus anzutake, 2123 nucleotides long. RefSeq lists its product as uncharacterized. Bases 120 to 1814 code for a protein of 564 amino acids. NCBI's taxonomy places the organism in Eukaryota, Fungi, Basidiomycota, Agaricomycetes, Cantharellales, Hydnaceae. The transcript is spliced from 4 exons. The record is from RefSeq and is a predicted model, not a curated record.